AUGCGUCUCGUACCAGAACAAGCCGUCUCUCAGAUCCUACGCCAGAUGACCCAGGAGCAAUGUUAUGGCUUCAUCGACACAAUGAACCAGUCCCUCGUGGGCGUAUUGUCGGAGUCCAACACGCCCGAGUCAGAAAAGCUCAUCCACCAACCGCUCCGCACGACCUUCAGCCAAGGGGAGAACCUCUCGCUAUUCAUGCCUGUAUCCAGCAGAGACAAUAAAGGAAUCAAAAUCGUCACAGCCAGCAGCAGUGGCAUCAACGGGGUUAUUAACAUCUUCUCCCCAGAGGGAAACUUGGAGGGGCUCCUCAACGCAGCGGAGAUCACAGCCUUCCGCACCGCUUUGGCGAUCAUGACUCUAUUCGUGCGCUGUUCGACACUGAAAAAGGAGAACAUAGUCAUUCUUGGCUCGGGGCGACAGGCAGAAUGGCAUGCUCGUCUAGCGCUAUUACUAGUGCCUGACCAGAUCAGGAGAAUCACGUUUAUCAACCGCGGACGCAAGCGACUGGAGGAGCUGGAGAAUGAGACCAUCGCCUCGCUACGCAUCUCACACCCAAAUGUCGAAAUGACGACUUUCGCGCAGGAAAAUACCCCAGACUACGAUGCACGACUCCGCUCCGAACUCGGGUCGAGCGAUGUCAUCUUUAGCUGCACACCAGCGACACAGCCUAACUUUCCACACGCGUACCUCCAGCAAAGUCAAAAGCAGCGUUUCAUCUCCCUGAUCGGGUCAUACAAGCCCCACAUGAAAGAGGUCGACACGGAGACGAUCCUGUCAGGCGGUGGCAAGAUCUACGUGGACUCCAAGGAAGCGUGUCUGGAGGAAUCUGGGGAGUUGAUCCAGGCCCAGAUCCAGGAAGACCAGCUGGUGGAGCUUGGAGAGCUCUACAAGACGCAUGAUAAAUCGGAGCCCGUGCAGGUGCCGGAGGGAUGCAAUGUGGUGUUCAAGUGCGUGGGGAUGGGGAUUAUGGAUUUGGCGAUUGGAACGAGGGUGAUGGAUCUUGCUCGGGAGCGGGGGCUGGGAAUGGAAGUGGAUGGGUUUUAG
This is a messenger RNA of Aspergillus wentii DTO 134E9, 1044 nucleotides long. RefSeq names its product putative proline utilization protein PrnX. The record is from RefSeq and is a predicted model, not a curated record. Gene Ontology annotation, cellular component: cytoplasm. The transcript has a single exon. Bases 1 to 1044 code for a protein of 347 amino acids. Lineage: Eukaryota; Fungi; Ascomycota; Eurotiomycetes; Eurotiales; Aspergillaceae.